AUGUCUUUUCGUUGUGUACAAACCGCCUUCACAUUUUAUAAAGAACACAGUCGUUUGACUGGUUUUGGAGUUGUUAAGAAAAGUGCAAAAAAACUGGUUGGUCAAUUAAAGAAUGUGACAUUUGGGUGUGAUAAGUGCCAAAAAACAACGACUAGCAAUCAAAGCAAGAGGGUUGAUUGCAAAGCUAAGGUGAACUGUCAAGUGAUGAAUGAUGGUUUAUGCAUAGUGACAAAGGUUAUCUUAGAGAACAAUCAUGAGUUGGAACCUGCAGUAUUUUUUUCCUCUCAGAGGGAAUUGAGCAGGACUGUGAAGAGGAGUCUAGUAGUGCACGACAUUGUAGGUCUAAGGCCUUCAAAGAGCAUAAGACUCUUGGAGGUGGAAGCACAAGGCUCCGAAAGAAUGAGGUGCACUCUCAAGAACUGUUGUAACUACAUUCUUCAGCAACGGAGGCUCCGAAUACUUUUCAGCGAUACUGCCGUGUUGCACCAAUUUUUUGUGGAUAUGCAGUCCAAGGACAAAUUUUUUUUCAUUCAAUAG
Molecule: messenger RNA, 537 nt
Organism: Capsicum annuum
Lineage: Eukaryota; Viridiplantae; Streptophyta; Magnoliopsida; Solanales; Solanaceae
Product: protein FAR-RED IMPAIRED RESPONSE 1-like
Exons: 1
Coding region: 1-537 (178 amino acids)
Source: RefSeq, a predicted model, not a curated record